CGCGCUGCCCAUGCUGGAGCCUCGCCGUGCUUCCCUCCCUUCUCCAGCUUCCCUCCCUUCUCCAGCCGCCCGGGAUGGGCGUGCGGAGCGGCGGGAGCGGGCGGGAGCCGCGGGCAGCGCUGGGGCGGCGGCACAUGUGGGGCGGCCGCUGAGCGGAGCCGCGUCCCGGUGUGGGGCUCCCGCUCGCCGGCAGCGGGGCUGGGGACGGUGCUGGCGGCCUGGGAAGGGGCAGCGGUGAGGGGUCGAGCCCCGGUCCCGGGCAUGGCGGAGUCCCUGAGCCCCUGCUCCCCACGGGGCCAGUGCCAGCCCAGCAUGGGCGCCAAUACCUCGUCUGCCAACGUGGACGCCAACGCCUCCUCCUCUGUGGUGGGCGGCAGCGCGUGGAGGGGCCGGGAGCCCUUCUCUAUCUUCACCGUCCUCAUCCUCACCCUGCUGGUGCUCCUGACCGUGGCCACCUUCCUCUGGAACCUGCUGGUGCUGGCGACCAUCCUGCGAGUGAAGGCCUUCCACCGGGUGCCCCACAACCUGGUGGCCUCCACGGCGGUGUCGGACGUGCUGGUGGCGGCCCUGGUGAUGCCGCUGAGCCUGGUGAAGGAGCUGUCGGCCGGGCGGCGCUGGCGGCUGGGCCGGGAGCUGUGCCUCGUGUGGGUGUGCUUCGACAUGCUGUGCUGCACGGCCAGCAUCUGGAACGUGACGGCCAUCGCCCUGGACCGCUACUGGUCCGUCACCCGGCAGCUGCAGUACACGCUGCUCGCCCGCCGCCGCAUCUCCAACGUGAUGAUCGCUCUCACCUGGCUGCUGUCCGCCGCCAUCUCCCUCGCCCCGCUGCUGGGCUGGGGCGAGAUCUACAGCCCCGAGCAGGAGCGCUGCCAGCUCAGCCAGGAGCCGUCCUACACCAUCGUCUCCACGGGCGGAGCCUUCUACCUGCCCCUCUGCGUGGUGCUCUUCGUCUACUGGAAGAUCUACAAGGCGUCCAAGUUGCACAUGGGGGCCCGCAGGAGGAACGCCGUGCUGCCCCUGCCCGAGGCUGCCCAGGUGAAGGAAGCUUCGCAGGAACCACAGAUGGUGUUUACAGCUCGUCGUGCAGCUAUCACUUUCCAGACAGAUGGAGAAACAUGGAGAGAACAGAAAGAGAAAAAAGCAGCUCUGAUGGUUGGCAUCUUAAUUGGAGUUUUUGUACUGUGCUGGAUCCCUUUCUUCAUCACAGAAUUAAUAAGUCCCCUCUGUUCCUGUAACAUCCCGCCCAUCUGGAAAAGCAUCUUUCUUUGGCUUGGCUACUCAAAUUCUUUCUUUAAUCCUCUCAUUUAUACAGCAUUUAACAAAAAUUACAACAAUGCCUUCAAGAACCUUUUUGUAAAGCAAAGAUAAAAGGGGAUACAGAGGAGAAAACGAUUAUUGCAUAAUAGAUUUCUUGAGGGAAACAUGCCUGUGAUAUGAACAGUUGCCAUGCACGAGAGCUACUUGAGGGGAUUUAGCAGCAGUGAAAAAGAAGAUGGAAGAUGUCUGGAUAUAAACCUACUGAGAGUUUACAGUCUCCCCUUAGAAAUACAGAUGUGCUACACCAGUGUUUGGCAAGGAAGGUGGAAGCAGGGAACGCCUCCCGUCUGCUCUUCAAUCAGCACAGGCUGAGUGAGGUGUGCGCGGUGCCGGGGCUGUCACACCCAGCACGGCUGUCACACCUAACGGGGCUGUCACACCCAGCGCGGCUGUCACACCUAACGUGGCUGUCACACCCAGCGUGGCUGUCACACCUAACGUGGCUGUCACACCCGGCACGGCUGUCACACCUAACGUGGCUGGCACACCCAGCGCGGCUGGUCCCGCCCAGCCAGCCACAAGGCCCUGCCGGAGCUCUCCUCAUUAGCAAAGGCACCGUGGGAGCUGCUAAUUGAGCAGUACUAACAUGUUGGUGAUAUGAACAGGAUGCUGGGUUCGGGUUUGAGAUUUAUUUGGGAGGGAAUAAACAUGCUGCAGUCAAUCA
Molecule: messenger RNA, 1981 nt
Organism: Zonotrichia leucophrys gambelii
Lineage: Eukaryota; Metazoa; Chordata; Aves; Passeriformes; Passerellidae
Product: 5-hydroxytryptamine receptor 5B-like
Exons: 2
Coding region: 262-1368 (368 amino acids)
Biological process (GO): adenylate cyclase-inhibiting serotonin receptor signaling pathway; chemical synaptic transmission; G protein-coupled receptor signaling pathway, coupled to cyclic nucleotide second messenger
Cellular component (GO): dendrite; plasma membrane
Molecular function (GO): G protein-coupled serotonin receptor activity; neurotransmitter receptor activity; serotonin binding
Source: RefSeq, a predicted model, not a curated record